This is a messenger RNA of Etheostoma cragini (Arkansas darter), 8953 nucleotides long. It is a transcript of the gene adcy9a, whose product is annotated as adenylate cyclase 9. Lineage: Eukaryota; Metazoa; Chordata; Actinopteri; Perciformes; Percidae. The record is from RefSeq and is a predicted model, not a curated record. Gene Ontology annotation, biological process: adenylate cyclase-activating G protein-coupled receptor signaling pathway; cyclic nucleotide biosynthetic process; intracellular signal transduction. The transcript is spliced from 11 exons. The coding region runs from base 953 to 5425 and encodes 1490 amino acids. Gene Ontology annotation, molecular function: adenylate cyclase activity.
AACAGCCUUUAAGUGAGGAAUUAGUUGUUUGCAAAUAUUUUUAUUACAGUUGGAUGCUUCAUUGUAGAAAAUGUAGUCCGCAAUUUUUUAUUCUAGCACCAGCUACUAGCUUUUCAUAAAAACACAAUUCUUUUGGGGGGCGGAGGUGUUUUUAAGAGGAAAGAGGGAAUGUAAAUUGAACAUUUGUCGCGCAUGUUGUGGAGACAGAGGGACAGGGAAACUUUUGGAGCCACUUGCUGUGCACAACGCCAACUGUUGACAGUCUGUGUCUCAUACAAUGAAUCCUCGCACCUAACGCUGUUGCACGCGAUCAACGUUAUUUCGGAAUGAAGAACAAUCUGGAUAUUAUUUCCUGACACCGUCUGAUUCUGUAAUGUCAGCAGUAUCGAAAUAUUGCGCACCCCCAGAGGAGGUCAUUUUCAGUCAUGUAACGUCAGCACCGACUUGAUGAAGGGAUAACAACGUUGCAUCACCAGUCCUUUCCGAGAAGGAUGCUCAAUUCAGGAGGCAAAAAGAGUGAUGACAGUGUUUUUACCGCAGCUGGAGAGAAAGCCAGGCUCAAACCCAGAGCCUCUUUGGAGAAGGGUACAUGUAAUGUGAGUACUGACGCAAACCCGUGUUCGGAUAAUGAACUGCUCAAGAAACUGGAACGGCUCGUCUUGUGUGAGUGAGUGUGCAGGCUGCCGUGUGCGUAGCAAAGACGUCUGUGUCGUGCCCACCAUUCAUGCACUGUGAUUGUUCCAACAAACACCUUUUAAUCUCUCUCUCUCCCUCCUUCCCUCUCUCUGUCUGCCUGUCUGUCACUCUCUCACCGCCGCCUCCUCCCUCCUCUCCGUGCCACAUGUGCACACUGUGUCCACGCACCGCGUCUAAUUACCUGGGGUCCAUCAGAAGAUAUUAUUAAUAUUUAACAUCUCCCCAAGCCCCCAUUUGUCUCGUCACAACGGUCAAUAUGGCCACUCUGCAACAUCACCGGCAGCUUCUCAUGCAUGGCACGGAAGUGAGCUGCGACUCCAGCGGGGAUGGCGCUGUGACCGUGCGGAUUAACAACAGCGCGCCACACGUGCAUCAACAUGAGCCGCUGAGGGCUGCCAGCAGUGGAGCGGGAGCAGGAGGCGUUGGGGCUGUGAGUAAUAUUAACCCUAACCUCCACAAAUACAGUAUAUCCUCCAGCUGCAGCUCAGACUCCAGACCGGCUGGGACCUCCACUUCCAGGGUGCGUAGGAAGGCGCCGCCACUGUUCGAGCGCUCUGCUGCUCAGUGCUGGGACCCCAAGUUUGACUCCCCCAUCCUGGAAGAAGCGUGCCAAGAGAGAUGCUUUCCUCAGACACAGCGGCGCUUCCGUUAUGUCCUGUUUUAUCUGGCAGUGGCAGCUGUACUUUGGGGUGUGUACUUUGGGGUCAAUAGUGACCGCUGCCAUCCCGUGGCCUUCCUAGUCCCCACAGGGUCCUUUUUAGUCCUCUUAGUGCUGCUCUUUUUAUUCACCUUAACCCAACCCUACACGUGGCUGUACAACCAAACAUCCUUGCUCCUGAUCGCAGUCACCUUCGCCAUCACCUUAGCUCCACAGAUACAGACCGCUGGCUACACUGAGCUGAAGUGGGCUGGCGGUGGCAAUGCCUCAUAUCCCUCAGCAGACAAAGUAGCACCAUCCCUAGCCCCUUGCAUCUCCCCCGUGGGCACCUUUUCCCUGUGCAUGGAGGUUCUGUUGUUAUUAUACAGUGUCCUUCAUGUCCGUCUGUAUGCCUCAGUGAUGCUAGGGCUCCUGUAUUCUAUACUAUUUGAAGCAUUAGAAUGGCUGCCCUUGCUUCAAAAGAGUUAUGACGCUACUGGAUGGGGGACAGGGUUAACGGGUUCAGGUUCUGAUUGGGAAGGAGACACCCUCCGCUGGCUGAGCCCGGCCAAAGCUCUGCUUCACUUGUGUGCCCAUGUCAUUGGUAUCCACCUGUUCAUCAUGUCAGAGGUGCGUUCCCGCAGCACCUUCCUCAAAGUGGGCCAGGCUAUCAUGCACGGCAAAGACUUGGAGGUGGAGAAGGCCUUGAAGGAGCGUAUGAUCCACUCUGUCAUGCCGCGGCGAGUUGCAGAUGAGUUGAUGAAACAAGGUGAUGAUGAGGGCGGUGGUGAGAACUCUGGCAAGCGUUAUUCCUCUGGUGCCUGCUCAGCCUCUGCCGUCUCAGUCGGUGGCGGAGGAAGCGGUGGAGCCUCACAAGCCCAAAUUGCCACAAGCACCAAGAAUUACCCUUAUAACAAUCACAAACGCAAGAAGACCUCCAUCCCCCGUGGACAGAUAAUCUUCCGCCCUUUCAAUAUGAAACGUAUGGAGUCUGUCAGCAUUCUCUUUGCGGACAUUGUGGGUUUCACUAGAAUGUCUGCCAAUAAGUCAGCACCGGCCUUGGUGGGCCUUCUCAAUGAUCUGUUUGGACGUUUUGACCGGCUCUGUGAACUAACCUGUUGUGAGAAGAUCAGCACUCUGGGAGAUUGCUACUACUGUGUAGCUGGCUGUCCUGAGCCUAGGCCAGAUCACGCCUACUGCUGUGUAGAGAUGGGCUUGGGCAUGAUCCAGGCCAUAGAGCAGUUCUGCCAGGAGACAUGUGAGACCGUCAGCAUGCGUGUCGGCGUCCAUACGGGCACCGUCCUGUGUGGGAUCCUGGGAAUGAAGCGCUUCAAGUUUGAUGUGUGGUCAAAUGAUGUCAAUCUGGCUAACUUGAUGGAGCAGCUGGGGGUGGCGGGCAAGGUCCACCUCUCGGAAGCUACUGCCAGAUUCCUGGAUGACCAUUACCAAAGGGAGGACGGGCAGGUGGCGGAAAGAGCCGGGCAGAGUGUGGUGGAAAAACUGAAGGGGCUGAAAACCUACCUGAUCUCAGGAAGGAAGUUGGAGCUUGAUGUUCAGUGUGGCUACUCUCAGGUGGGACUGCCAAGCGGAGAUUUUGUUGGGGUUAGCCUGUCCUCCUGUCCUCAGCCCCGCACACCGGACCUCAUCCCGGGGGGAGCCCAGGCUGCUGAGCCCCUGCUGCCUCACCAACUUCCAGACAGGAUCAGGCCUCCCUGUGUGUCCCGUAGUGUGGUCUUGUCUCCAGGGACAGAGCAGGGCGAUGAUGUUGCCGUGCUGAACGGCUGCCAGGAGGAGCUCAAGACCAGCAGUGCCAAGUUCAUCCCAGGUCACAGCCCCAGAGCAGCCAACGGUCUCCUGAGUCCCCCGCUGGAGGACCCAGUGCGAGCCAGCCAGAGCUCUCUGUGUGACAUGCUCCAGGAGAAAGAGAAGAAGACGAGCACUAGCACGGGGACCGGCACCAGUCUAGGCAUGGCUGGAGGCACAGGGGCAUCAGGCACGGGAAUGGAACACUCCGCCCUGAUCCAGCUGCGUGCCAAGAACUCUAGAGAAAAGAGCGACGUCCACUUUGUGGAUGUUAUCAGGGAGGACAGUCUGAUGAAGGACUACUUUUUUAAGCCACCCAUCAACAAGAUCAGCCUCAAUUUCCUAGAGAGUCCUCUGGAAAAGGCCUACCGUGGCAGCUACAAGGAGGAGGUGAAGAACCAGGUGCAAGUGCAGACAUUUGCGAGCUCCACCUUCAGCUCCUUCCUGGAUGUUCUCCUCAGCUGUUUUGUCUUCUUGGCCCUGACACUGGCCUGCUUCCUUCCACCUCUGGUGAGCCCGGCCACCGUGGGCCCUCCAGCUCCUGCCGCCCUGGCCCUGGCUCCCCUGGCUGGCCUGUUGGAGCUGGCCUCCCUGGUACUGUCCAUACGAAUGGCUUUCUAUUUGGAGGAGGUGAUGAACUGUACACGCUCCCUGCUCCUGGUGGUCUCUGGAUGGGUCCCCCGUCACGUGAUUGGAGCUGUGUUAGUCUCCCUCCCUGCCAUCUCUGUCUUGUCCCACCUUACCUACAGCGACCAAUUGCCCCUCCAGGUGACCAUGUUCUUAUGCUGUGCCACCAUCCUGGCCAUCAUCCAGUAUUGUAACUUCUGUCAGCUAAGUUUUUGGAUGCGCUCAGUCCUGGCCACUGCAACAGGGGUUGCCCUGCUGCUGUUGCUGUACAGCCCCUUGCACAGGUACAGCUCCAGUAAUAACAGCUUGCCAGUUCAGGGACUGAAUAUCUCCACAUCCAGUCAUGGUGGUUCAGCAUUAGACACUCUUGGCCCUGAACCUCCCCCACAACCUCUUGACCUUCUGAUCCCAGAGGCUGUCCUGGCCUUCUUUCUGCUGCUUCUUCUGGUCUGGUUCCUCAACCGUGAGUUUGAGGUCAGCUACCGUCUCCAUUACCAUGGCAAUGUAGAGGCUGACAAACACCGCUCCAAGAUCCAGACGAUGCGAGACCAGGCUGAGUGGUUACUGGGCAACAUCAUCCCCAUCCAUGUUGCUGACCAGCUUAAGGUGACCCAGAGCUACUCCAAGAAUCACGACAGUGUGGGCGUGAUCUUUGCCAGUAUUGUAAACUUCAGUGAGUUCUAUGAAGAGAGCUACGAGGGGGGAAAAGAGUGCUACCGUGUCCUCAACGAGCUAAUUGGAGACUUUGACGAGCUCCUUCGUAAACCUGAAUUCAAAAGUGUGGAAAAGAUCAAAACAAUCGGUGCCACCUACAUGGCAGCGUCCGGACUGAACGUCCGGCAGUUGGGUGAGAAUGAUGAUGACUCUCUACACGCUCACCUCAGGGAACUUUUCAACUUUGCCCUGGAGAUGAUGGGCGUCCUGGACGACUUUAACAAGAACAUGCUGGGUUUUGGUUUCAAGCUCCGUAUUGGAUUUAACCAUGGGCCGCUGACUGCGGGGGUGAUUGGCACCACUAAGCUGCUCUAUGACAUUUGGGGAGACACGGUCAACAUUGCCAGCCGCAUGGACUCCACUGGGGUGGAGUGUCGGGUGCAGGUGAGCGAGGAGAGCCAUGCUGUACUCAGUGCCAUGGGCUUAGAGUUUGACUAUAGAGGUACAGUGAAUGUUAAGGGCAAAGGUCAAAUGAGGACCUUCCUGUACCCCAAAAGUGGGGAAAGUAUAUAUCAAGAUCGAUUGGAGCUGGGCACCAGGGUUGGACCCUCGUUCGUGGCAUCAACAGCCAAUAAUACUUCAGAAUCUGUUGCCCAUGCAGCAGCUCUUCCCCCGUCUUCUUCCACUCCUCCUUCCUCCUCUCUUUUCACACUCCCUCCUCAACCACAGAGCGCAAUAAGGCCUUCAAGAGCUGGGCCUGAGCCUGUCCAAGCUAAGUCCACAGAGGUGAGGGAGGAGGGAUAUAGGGACCCUCCACAACUCCCUGGGCAGUCUCCUGCCACAUACCUUCACCUCCCUCCGCACUCUGAACUAGGCCAAGAGCCUAGGGCAGCACAAGUGCCCUCCCAGGUGCAGCCUGCUCCUCUCGCACUUCAAGAAGAGGAGGAUGAAGAGGUGGAGGCCAACGAGCUAACAAUACUCAACGAGGAGUUUUAUGCCCGUCUCUGAUCCCUCCUCUUCUCUUACCCUGUCUUCUGCCCCCCUGCUGCCCCCAGCUGCUGACUCUCCAGUACGGAUGCAGGAGCAGGGCAGGAAGUCCCUUCCUUUAGGCGUGGUUAAAGUGUCUUCGGCAGAUGAAGAAGAGGGAGUUUUUCCACUCCAACACAAAAAGUGGCUACAGUGGCUAUGAAAAUGGCUACUUCUGUCUUUCAUGGUAAUGUUGUCUGAGUGCUGGGGUGGGUUAGACCUGUGUUGAGCACAGCAGUGUAUAGAUAGGGAAGAAGGCUGAAAGGGAUUCAGAGAGAAGGAGGUUCUUUUGGUUUUGUUCUUGAUUUUUUUUUCUUAUUCAGUUUUGUUAUUAAGUGCCUUCAGGACUAGAACAGUGAACAAACAAAUAUGAAUACUGAACAAAGUUUUAACAAUCUUUGACUACAGAACAUGCUGUGGUUUUUUACGCCAUGUUUAUAUUUUCAAUGGAAGUAUUUCUUUAAAAAAACAUCAUUGUGCCAUAUCAUUUGUUUUAACUUGAUCAAAGUCUAGACGUUACUUAAGGGAAAUUAUUUUAGAUUCUAUAUAAGUGCCAGUGCAGCGUAAUGGGCUGAACGGGGAACUAUGGGAAGAAUGAGGGAAUACAUAAAGCAGUGUUAAUUUGUUAUUCUGCUUUGACAUGAGGGCUUAAAACAGUAUUCAUUUGUGCUAGUCUCUGUAAAAGGGGACAUGCUACAAAGCAGGCUGCACAAAUUUUAGUUUGUGUAGCAGCUAAAUGCACAUUUUAAGCACAGGUCUUGCACAGUGUUUUGUCGACCACUUGUAUUUGGUAGUUAUUACCGUGAAAUAGAUUUUAAGAACGUUGAAACAGAGUUCUUGUCCGUCACAACAAGUACAAUCAUAAGCACAAAAUUAAAUCAGUUAAGGGAAUAUAGAUAUGGAGGAAAAGGUGUUUUUUAAACAUUGAGUUUUUGAAAAACGCUGGAAGGCACUUUAAAUAUACUUAAAGUGAUACUCCGCUCAAGAUUUGUCUUUCGAGUUUGACCUGUACUGCUUUUUCAUUGGUCAGAACCACUCCAUUGGAGCUCAAUCAUAGGCUAGAGCCGCUGUGCUGCGUAGAGAGAAACGAGAAAUAGAGCAAACAAUAAACUUGUUGCACCUACGUUUACUUAGAGAGAGAGAGAGACAGAGAGACAGAGAGAGAGAGCGAGAGAGCGAAUGACAUUCAACAAAGGUCCCUUAAUUAACCUUGGGCACUAGUAGCAAAUCUUUGUCAAACAUGAGGAAAUGGUGCAUUUGUUGGGGACUGUAUUCAGCGGCUGAUGUGGUAUGUUAGUGAGUAUUUACAGCAGCAAGACAGUGUAUGUGAGAUGGAUUCAAAAUGAAACUACAUAGCCAAUGAACCAGUGUAACAAUGUUGCCAAUUAAUGUGCUGUUAUUGUUUUUAAUAACAGAGCUCUAAGGCACAGAGGAAUAAGACAUAUCAGACUAUACAGACAGUACUUGUUAGUAAGAUCAAUUGAUCAAUUAAUCAAUGGUUUUGAUCUUUUAAUGGAAUUUGUUAACCAUGAGAAAAAAUACAACAGGCUUAUCCUUUAAAGCCCACAGUGGAGUGAGAGUUUGAUACUCAAAAGGUGUUGAGCGGAGUAUCACUUCAAGUGGGACUGUGAGGGAGAAUCAGUCUUUAGUUAUUGAUAGAUGAUAGGGCUUGGUCCACAUUGCUGUUGGUUAAAGUGUUAAAGCGCAGAUCAAGUUCAUCAAUCAACAAUUUCUAUGGUGCUGUGUUUGAAACUUCACACUCAAAUGUAGUUCCAUUUACAUUGUAGUUUGUUGCCUUCAUCGAUGGAAAAAAGAAAAACAUUGGUCAGUCCAUCACUAUAGAUUUAUUCAAUUGUUAAGUAUUGAAUCUACUUUGUUUCUAAUUCUACGAUUUGCUGUUGAAGGGGUGGGACUUUUAACGUUAUCCUGCCACAGCCUUUAUGCGGAGAAGGCCCUCUACUGUAUCAAUAUACAUACAUUGUGCCACUUUAAUUGAGUGAUCUACAGGUGCAGUGCAACCUAAACUAGAUGAUUGUUUUGUGGUGCCUAAAAGGUAUGACUGUAUUUUUUGAUUAUUUGGGUUUUCAGAAAGUUUUUUUAUCAUGCUGUUUUCAUGAUGAUGAUAGAUUAUGACUGUAUGUUUGAAGAAAUGAUGCUCGUUGUGCACGUUUUGCUACAGUUAUUUUUCACAAAUUCCAUCAGUUGUUUUUGGAUCUUUUCCAUUUCUUUCAUCAACCGGUAGACUGGAAUAGUGUGGUGGUGGUGUUCUCAUUGAAUAGCUGGCACCUCUGUAGUUCUUUUUGCUCUUUUAUUCACUUCCUGCUUUUAUCUUUACUCUUUAAAGCACUUGUUUCCCCCUUGUACUUUGUGUGUAUGUGUGAGAGAAAGAUAUUUAAUUUCUACUUCAAUAAAUAAAAUAGAAAAGAUCACUGUACUAUGAUGCAAAGAGAAAUCAAUCAAUUACAAGGCCACUGUUUAUUUUGCUGUUGCUGCCUAAUCUGUAGUGCAAUUACACACACAAAGCUGCAUUCUUUAAGAAAGCCCUAAAGUUUGAAAUCUGUGUAAUGAUGCGGUAAACAUAUACAAACCGCCACAUAUUUUAGAGAUCGGUCAACAUUUGGGCUAAAGAAUCUUGCAUUGACAAGCUAUGGCCACACACAUAGCUACAGAUAUAAUAUGGAAAAAGAAGGGAACAUCUCUUUUUAUGUAGCCGUCUCCAUCUGUAGCAUAAAAUGCAUCUUUGUUUACCUCUAACAUUGUGCACUCCAAAAAUACACGGCCAAUGCAUUUUGAAUUAGGAUUAUGCUUUUCAAAUAUUUUUUUAUAGGCACAUCUCUCGUACUCUUGUAGUGCAUAUUCUCAACGUGCUCAAGUUUGCCAAAACCUAAUAAACCAUACCACACAAAGUUAUAAAAACAGAUGAGAAUAUCAGGUAUCAGUUUUCAAGUAAAGUUUUUCCUCCACAUUUGCCUCACGUUGUUAGAUAAUCGUUGGUGAUUGAUUUUUUUUGGCCAUGUCGCUUGCUGUAGCCUUAGCAUGCACACCAGUAAAUAAAAGUAGCCGUAGUAGAUUUAAGAUGUGGAGCUCCACAGGUUGACGGGCACACCACAACUCCAGUAGCGCACAUCUGUACACACGUAUGAAUAAAAUAUUCAAGUGAACACUGCUGGCUCUGUGAUCUGUGAUACAUGGGGGGAGAAGUAUGUGCGAUCUUGUUUGCAUGGGAAUGAAUGAGACGUUUUCUUUUUUUGCCAGAUACACACGUUUCAAGUUUGAUUCUGCACAAUGCUAUCAUCUUUAAAAAAAAAAUAAUUUCAAUAUCAUUCUGUAUAAAAUUAUGUUGAACAUUAAGCAUUUUUUGCCAAUACACAGUAUUCUUUAAAUCACUAAGCUUGGCUCAUUUAAGGUUACUUUCUCUGACAGUGUAUUGAUAGAAGAUGUGUGUAUGAUAAGAUCUGUUUUAGUUUUGGCUGAGGAAAAUACCUUUCCUUAGAGGUCCAGCGCUCCAGU